AAAUCAAUUAUUUUUUUAUGAUUCAUUCUGUUCAAUUACUUAUUUCUAAAUAAUCAAUUAAUCCCAUCAUUAGCUUAAAUCCGAAUCUGUUUUAAACCAUUUAAAUACCUAAACUAUAAAUCAAAUCUUAAAUAGCUUAAAUAGCUUAAAAGUUUUGGAAUACACACAUUGUUUAAAACUUUAUAAUAUUAUACUAAUAUUAAGAAAGAAUAUGCAUCUAUCUAUCGUGAGAUAUAUAUAAGAUUAACUAACAAUUAUAACGCAUUAUAUGUGUAGAGCAGACAAAAAUUAUCAACAAAAAUUCGAAUCAACAUUUGGUGAUAACUGAGAACAGAAUCAACUUAUUGUUGCAUGAAUCUGAUUGGAAUAAUGUAGAAAUUCUAAAUAAAGAAAAAUUUUUUAACGAAAGACUAAUCUCAGAAAUAAUAUACAUCCAUAAACAGAAACAAGCGCGUAACUCUUGCACACAGAUACAAGUCUCCUUGAUCCCUUCUACUUUGCUUUUUCACAAAAACAUAAGUUGUUUCCAUUUCUUAGUGAAAUUAUCUUGUCAUGCUGUCUGUUUAUUCUAACGCGAAACUCAGAACUGUUUACAUUAGAAUCGCUGAAAUCUUCUGAAUUUGUAAGUCUUCAAUUUUUAUUUAAUUUUAUUUGUAUGUGCUUAAGUUUGUAAUCUAAAUAUUUUAAUUUCUUUAACGUAAUUAUGACAUACAUUAUAUUUUGGACAUUAAAAAAAUAUAGAACUGAUUCGUUAUUUACACUUUGAACAUUAUGAAGAUUAAUUAAUUAGUAUAUUUUUCAACUUUAUGUAUACUCUUUCAAAUUUGUACUGAUGGUCCAAACUUAAGACCAAAACGUAUACAUUGCUACGUAUUUUAUUAAUAUAUAAAUUUAUGUACACGAAGAACAGCUCUAAAUUAGCAUUAUUCCUAUUUUACUUAUAAAGAUUGUACAUUAUAAUGAAACAGCAGUACUUAGUUAUGUUUAAACAAAUUUUUUUGCGUUAACGUUUCUUUUACAUUUCAUUGUUUCAAUUUCACAAAAGUUUCGUUAACGUUUCUAUUAUUCAUCCUUUACAUUCGACUUACCCUUCGAUCUAUAUUUUUACCAGGGAGAAUCCAAAUAAUAAUAUUAUCCGAACACUUAGAUAUUCCUAGAUCCAAACGUCAAUUCUAUUAUUCCAACAACCGUUGAUUUAAAAUUUGCAAAUUUUGUAUAAAGAGUCAGAAAUAUAUGCAGGUAGAGAUAUCUAGGAGAAAGAGCACUGCAAUUGCUACAGCAGAUCACCGUACGGAUAGAGUUUGUAAAUUCGCAUCAACAAUGCAACUGAUCCGUCGAUGAAAUAAAAAAAAAUUCGCCUAUAUUACAUUGUGCAGAUUUUGAUUUUGUAGACAAAACAUUUCGGCGAUUCGCUGCUACGCUACCUAGCACGCGAGCAAGGAAUUAAGGCUUAUCGUAUACUCCCGACGAGAGCUGGUGGAGGAGCAAAAGGAAGGCGCGCGCGGGAUGAAUGAGCAGCGGGCCCGACGUUAAGCAGAUCAAGUUAAAGUAGUAAUACGGUGCAUCUCCGUAGAGACGGCUGGUAUGUCGCGCAGCAUUCCAUCCCGUCGAGACAUGUCACAGGUCGAAUUUCUCGUCCUCUCGGCCGUCCUCCUCCUUGCCUGCUCAGUGUACGCGUAUCCGGAGACCAGCCUGGUGAACGAGAACGCCGCGCGGGCGUCGAUCGAGACGGUGCUGGAGCGCGAACCGGCGACCUUCAAAUUGUACACCAGGGAAAAUCCGUUCGGCGAGGAGCAAUUGUUUCUGAACAAUACCGAGGUGCUGUACGCGUCGCAUUUCAACGAGAGCCGGCCGACCAAGUUUAUCGUUCACGGAUUCAGCGAUACCGGAAACGAGGGCUGGAUACGUGAUUUAAUAGACGCGUAUCUGCUUCAUCAGGAUGUGAACGUGAUAGUCGUUGGUUGGGGAAUCUUGGCGUCCGACGCCUAUCCAGUGGCGGCCAAAAACACGCGUCUUGUCGGUGAAUAUUUAGGCCAGUUCUUAGACUUUUUGAGCCGAGAUUCGAAUCUGGAAUAUAAGGAUGUGCACAUUAGCGGUCUUAGUUUGGGUUCUUACGUGGCGGGCUUCGCCGGAGCCUAUCAUGACGGACGUGUCGGAAGAAUAACAGGACUGGACCCCGCGAGUCCUCUGUUCGAGACCAAUUCUAGUAUAGUCGAUCCAGAACACCGGCUGGAUCCGACCGAUGCUCAAUUCGUUGAUGUGAUCCACACUAGCGGACCGGUGUUCGGAUUCUCGGCGCCGUUGGGACACGCCGAUUUUUAUCCUAACAACGGCAAGAUCCCACAACCUGGAUGCACUUUUGGACCGACGAUAACUUACUGCAGCCAUUCGAGAGCGCAUCAGCUUAUGACCGAGAGCAUCGGCAGCACGGUGGGCUUCAAGGCGAGAAUGUGCGACAGCUGGGAAAAAUACAAGGAUCAAUUUUGCGAUUACAAUCCGGUCGUUUUGAUGGGCGAGUACGCCUCCACCUCGUUGCGUGGCAAAUUUUACCUAACGACCAACGACGCUUCUCCCUUCGCACUACCGUAAGCUCUUCUGAAUGUCGAUUUUGACGGGUUUCUUCUAUAAGAAUUUGCAAACUACAAUUUGCGAAUUUCACGAUUAUGGCUCGACCGACGAUCGCGCAAUAAUCUGUACUAGUCAUUGAUAAGUUACUUUAUUUAUGAAAUUCUUCGAUUAUGAGUGCGUACCGAACGUAUAUCGUGUCAGAAUGUAUCCCUAAUAUACGUAAUGCUACAGAAAGAGUACAAAUUACAUUAUUAACUGAGACUACGAUUUUAAAUGAAUAUACUUUUUACAAUAAUCGACACAUUUUCCACCUCGCCAAAUUUCCUAUCUUUUCAAUAAAAUUGCCGUUUUUUUUUCUCA
Monomorium pharaonis (pharaoh ant) is the source of this 2928-nucleotide messenger RNA. Its product is annotated as pancreatic triacylglycerol lipase. The record is from RefSeq and is a predicted model, not a curated record. Gene Ontology annotation, molecular function: lipase activity. The transcript has 7 exons. NCBI's taxonomy places the organism in Eukaryota, Metazoa, Arthropoda, Insecta, Hymenoptera, Formicidae. Bases 1585 to 2589 code for a protein of 334 amino acids. Gene Ontology annotation, biological process: lipid metabolic process.